Molecule: messenger RNA, 2158 nt
Organism: Ailuropoda melanoleuca (giant panda)
Lineage: Eukaryota; Metazoa; Chordata; Mammalia; Carnivora; Ursidae
Gene: TMEM184A
Product: transmembrane protein 184A
Exons: 9
Coding region: 304-1578 (424 amino acids)
Source: RefSeq, a predicted model, not a curated record
GGCCAGCAGGUUCCUGGGAGCCAGCUGCCACUGAGCAAAGAUAGAAUGUCAGCGGCAGCGGGAAGGGACGAGCCUCUGCUCCUCCCCCUGCACCCCGGCCCUUCCUGCAGGUGGCAGUUCUGUGGGCCACCUGGGAGCUGAGGCAGUGGCUGCCCCUCCCCAAGCCUGGUACAGCCUCCAGAUAGCAGCCCUGCCCCACCCCCAGUGGGGCUGCCACUGGGGCCACGUGGCCACGCAAAUGACCAGCCAGGCUUCCCUGGAGGCGGGCCUCCCAGGGCUGGGCUGGAGCUUCCUGCCUGAGAGAUGACUAAUGCCUCAGGGCUCCUGGGAACAACCCACAGCCCCCUGGUGUCAGUAACCUGGCUACAGCCCAGCCCCCAGCCCGCCAUGCCCACCGUGCCCUCCGCGUCCUCGGUGCCCACCGGGCCGCAGAUGGACCCCGUGGGGAACAGCUCCCAGGGCACCUCCCGGCUCUUCCUCACCACCGCGUUGGCCCGCGGCAUCUCAGGGGUCUUCGUGUGGACUGCCCUGGUGCUGACCUGCCACCAGAUCUACCUGCACCUGCGCUCCUACACGGUCCCCAGUGAGCAGCGUUACAUCAUCCGCCUGCUCUUCAUCGUGCCCGUCUACGCCUUCGACUCCUGGCUCAGCCUCCUCCUCCUGGGGGGCCACCAGUACUAUGUCUACUUCGACUCCGUGCGCGACUGCUACGAAGCCUUCGUCAUCUACAGCUUCCUGAGCCUGUGCUUCCAGUACCUGGGGGGCGAGAGCGCCAUCAUGGCCGAGAUUCGGGGAAAGCCCAUCCGGUCCAGCUGUGUCUACGGCACCUGCUGCCUGCAGGGCAUGUCCUACUCCAUCGGCUUCCUGCGCUUCUGCAAGCAGGCCACACUGCAGUUCUGCAUCGUGAAGCCCAUCAUGGCUUUGGUCACCAUCGUCCUGCAGGCAUUCGGCAAAUACCAUGACGGGGACUUCAACAUCCACAGUGGCUACCUCUACCUCACCCUCAUCUACAACGUCUCCGUCAGCCUGGCCCUCUACGCCCUGUUCCUUUUCUACUUCGCCACCAGGGAGCUCCUGCAGCCCUUCGAGCCCGUCCUCAAGUUCUUCACCAUCAAGGCCGUCAUCUUCCUCUCUUUCUGGCAGGGGAUGCUGCUGGCCGUCCUGGAGAAGUGUGGGGUCAUCCCUGAGGUCCAGGUCAUCGAUGGGAGCAAGGUGGGGGCUGGCACACUGGCCGCUGGCUACCAGAAUUUCAUCAUCUGCAUCGAGAUGCUGUUUGCCUCCAUUGCCCUACGCUAUGCUUUCACCUGCCAGGUGUACGCAGAGAAGAAAGAAAACUCACCAGCCCCCGAGGCACCCCUGCGCAGCAUCUCCAGUGGCCUCAAGGAGACCAUGAGCCCACAGGACAUCGUGCAGGACGCCGUCCACAACUUUUCACCUGCCUACCAGCACUAUACCCAGCAGGCCACGCACGAGGCCCCGAGCCCCGGCACCCACCCCGGUGUGGCAGGAGGCUCCGGCGGGGUCAGGAAGAGUCGGAAUGUGGAAAAGCGGAUGCUGAUCCCCUCGGAGGAGCUGUAGGAGGGCCACAGGUCACCGGUCACCUGGCUGCGACCAGGCUACCCGGGCCUCUGGGCAAGCACGGGGCCCCUCACCCAUCAGCCCUCUUGCCAAAGGUGAAGCCCCUUCUGGGAGCCCCUCUGCCAGGCCUGUGGGGCCACCUCCCAGCCUGCCUCCCACCAGAGGGCCUGUGGCCCCGGGAGGGGACAUCUGAGCUUGUCUGACGAACCUGGGACCCACUGGGCUCCCUUAGUCGUCCACUCGGGGGGCUGCUGAGAAGCGGGUGCCAGCAGGGCCCCGCCGGAUGGACAGGUUCCAGGCUGGGCCCCUGCAGGGAAGGAUGGCCUCGGGAGCACACGGCAGCCCACCCCGUGAACACAGGAGCCGCAGGCACACACAGGCGGUGGUGGCGGGGGCUCAGCUGGACCUUGCCAAGCUGCUGCACAUCCCCUCCAGCCGUGGAGACUCCUGAAAAGCCGCCACCGCAGCGUGCCUGACGAGGGUCCAGGAGGUGUCAGGGGCCACCUGCACAGAACUUCGCCCUGAGAAGCCUGUGGAGCACGUGGGGCUUGCAGAUGAAUCACACUUAUUUAUACAUAAA